ACACACAACUAAAAAGGAAUAUUGAAUUUCAUACUUAUUAAUUCCAACAAAAUUAAGAAUGGGUAAAGAGAUAAUGAGAUCAGAAUCAUCAACCAUGCCUAUGUUGGCAUUGAAUCAUGUUUCCUAUAUCUGCAAAUCUGUUCCCAAAUCUGUCAAAUUUUAUGAACAAGUUCUUGGCUUUAGUCUUAUACAGAGGCCCUCUUCUUUCCAAUUUGAAGGAGCUUGGUUGUUCAACCAUGGAAUUGGAAUUCAUUUGUUAGGAAAAGAAGAUGUGCAAUCAAAAAGGGGAAAAAUUAACCCAAAAGAUAAUCACAUUUCAUUUCAGUGUACAGAUAUGGAUCUUAUUAUUCAGAGAUUGAAUGAUAUGAAUGUUGAAUAUGUAACUACUACUGUUAAAGAAGGUGGAGUUACAGUGGAUCAACUCUUUUUUCAUGACCCAGAUGGCAAUAUGAUUGAAAUUUGCAACUGUCAGAAUAUACCAAUUAUUCCACUUUCCUCUUGCCCACUCAAAAAGCUCUCUAAUCUCCCAACAUUUAACCAAAAAACAAUGCCUAAUUCUUUGUAUGGGAAAGGUAGCAGUAAGGAGAAAUAUUGCGUAGGAGAAAUGGAAUAUGUAAUGAUGGAGAGCUUAGCCAUGAAUAUCAUAGACAUUUCAUUUUGAAAUAUAAAAUAAAGUAUAUUACCAUCUUGUAAAAAAUGAGUUUCCAUUUUUCACCCACGAAAAGAAAUACACAAGUUUCAUGUCAUAUAGGUUCAUUUGUACUAUGGUCAAUUCAUGUAUAACCAGUUUUCUUUUUGGAGGA
This is a messenger RNA of Solanum pennellii, 803 nucleotides long. RefSeq names its product metallothiol transferase FosB-like. Lineage: Eukaryota; Viridiplantae; Streptophyta; Magnoliopsida; Solanales; Solanaceae. Bases 59 to 661 code for a protein of 200 amino acids. The transcript has 3 exons. The record is from RefSeq and is a predicted model, not a curated record.